Messenger RNA from Trematosphaeria pertusa, 1610 nucleotides. Its product is annotated as cytochrome P450. Gene Ontology annotation, molecular function: heme binding; iron ion binding; monooxygenase activity. The transcript is spliced from 3 exons. Bases 172 to 1557 code for a protein of 461 amino acids. NCBI's taxonomy places the organism in Eukaryota, Fungi, Ascomycota, Dothideomycetes, Pleosporales, Trematosphaeriaceae. The record is from RefSeq and is a predicted model, not a curated record.
GCCUCGGGUUCGCGUUCAUCAAAGGAGGCACUCAGCCUCGGCCUCGGUCGGAGCUCGUCUCACCUCUGUGAGUGCUUCAAACGCCGCCAAACGCAGCCCGCCUUGCAACGGUGCAAUAACGACUGGAAACACUUCCUAAUAUUCUACCACUGAAUCACUCUGUGCGUCGAUAUGACUUCUUUCGCGAUUCUGGGGCUCACGUUUGCCAUCGUCAUUUUAUCUCGAUUCCUUCUGCCACAAGUACAGCGCACCAUACGUAAGUGGAAGGCCGUACUGUACAUUGGGUGCAGAGAACCUCCGAGAUAUCACCAUAAGGACCCACUUGGACGAGAUCUAUUCCGGCGUACCAUCGAGGCAUACAAGGAACAUAAGUUUCUCGACUUCACAGAGAGGCUCUUCCAAGAGCACGGCAACACUUUCAAGACCAUUACUGAAGGCAAAGUCUUGAUCAAGACUAGAGAUCCUGAAGUUUCGAAAGCAGUUUACACCACGUUUUUCGAUAAAUUCGGUCUACAGCCCAUUAGGUAUGAGGGCGGCAAAGGCUUCUUUGGUGAUGGAAUACUCGUAACAGACGGAGCGCAGUGGAAGCGAAGCCGAACUCUAAUACGACCCGCCUUCGAUAUCGCACACAUCGCAAAUUUCAAUCGCUUAGAUCGCCAUGUCAGCCGAUUUCUGGAGAUUCUGCCACAAGAUGGCUCCACCAUUGAUCUGUUGCCUUUGUUCAAGAGGCUUACUCUUGACCUCUCCAGCGAAUUCAUAUUCGGUAAAGCUAUGGACGCACUCUCUUCUCCCGAAUCUUGCAAGGAAUUUAUCACGGCCUUUACGACUGCUCAGCGAGGUGUCGUCAUGAAGCCCGCCGCUCGCGAGAAGAAUUGGGAAGCAUCGUGCCAGCUUGUCACUAAAUACGUGGACGACCGCGUAGAAGAAGCCAUUGAACGCGCCUCCUCUGCGCAGAAAAUGUCAGGCGGAAGCGCGAAGUACGUCAGGUUGGUAGACGAGCUAGUCAAGGCCACCCAAGAUAGGCGUGCUCUUCGAUACCAAGUCCUCAGUGUCUUCAGUCCCGCCCACGACACUGUCGCUGUCACUCUCGGAAACUUAUUCUUUCACUUGGCUCGAAAUCCCCUAGCAUGGGACAGGCUAAGGCAGGAGCUAUUGCCCACAGCUCACCAUCAUCGCCAGUGCCUAGAGACCUGCAUACUACCAUGUGGCGGGGGAGCCGACGGAAAGCGCCCGCUUCUCGUCGAAAAGGGCAAUAUCGUUGAAACAAACUUCCGACUCAUGCAACGUGGUAAGAGUUAUUGGGGGGAGGAUGCAGAAGAGUUCCGUCCUGAGAGAUGGGAGAAUAUCCGACCCACUUGGGAGUAUACUCCCUUUUCUGGCGGGCCACGUAUAUGUCCUGCGUUCAAGCUUGUUUACACUGAGUGCGAGUAUAUCGCUGCGGCGAUGUUGAGGGAAUUCUCGGGACUUGAAAAUCGCGACUCGGAACUUGCGUGGAUUGAAGAAAGGCGCUUGAUCUUCCAAAGCAAGAACGGGACGUUAGUAGGCUUGCGUCGGUGAAAAGCCUGUGUCCAGCCGGAGUAGUGUGUAUGAGAUGGGUUUGGCUGUGGGAG